UACCAUCUUUUAAUUUAUAGUCUCCCUCACUAGUCAUUACAGCCAUUCGCAAAUCGCAAGCAUAAAUUAUCAUCACCAAAAUUAUUGUUCAUCAUCUUCGUCGUCAACUCUUAUACUUGAGGUAUUGUCAUUUCAAUCUGUGUUCAAUUCUACUGCGAUUAUCAUCGGAAUCGGCGAGGUUGAACUUGCUAUCAUUUAAUUGCGUUUGAUGAUCAACUGACGCCGGAAUAUUUUCGAUUCAGGAACUUUGAAUUGGCUGUGCAAUUAUUAAAAUGGACAUCGGUUCGCCGUCAUCAACUCUCUCUCCUCGUCAUCGUAUCAUUCAGGGACUAUCCAUGAUUGGUGUUCCCGAGGAGUACCUAAGAGAUCUCCAGCCUGGUUUGGUGUGCUUUAUUAAAAACAACAAACCCUUGUUGUCUGAAAUAGUCUCAGCCAUUAUACCUACAGACCUAGGCACUGCAGGGAAUGCAGGGGUUGUUUGUGAAAGGAAAUUUGGGUCUAAGAAAGCAUUGGACCAUCUGAACUUGAAAGAUCUCUAUCGUGAAAGUAUGUGUUGGUUAAAGUGGUUGAUGUUUGAGCGCGAACCAAAUAUCGCUUUGAAUAACCUGGCUAGUUUAAAUGUUGGUCAGCGUGGUGUGUGUGGUGUUAUUUGGAGGGAAAAUGAUUUAGCAUUUCGCUGUAAUACCUGUGGACAUGACCCAGCUUGUGCAAUAUGUCUUCCUUGUUUCCAGAAAGGAAAUCACGAGAAUCAUGACUUUUUUACCACAACUCCUGGUGCGGGAUGCUGUGAUUGUGGCGAUGAGUCUGCCUGGAAACGAGAGGGCUUUUGUUCAGAGCACAAAGGCGCAGAACAAAUACAGCCUCUUCCAGAUGAGAUAGCCUGUUCAGUGGAACCAGUAUUGGAUCUGCUUCUCAAGUUCUGGAAAGACAACAUGUUAAGAAGAGAGUCAACCAAUAAACAUGGUACUGAGCUGCGAAAAGUUGUUAAUGAGCUUUCCUACAGUGUGGUGGAGAUGCUUCUGGACUUCUGCAAUCACAGUGAAAGUUUGCUGAGUUUUGUUUCUAAGAGGUUGAUUCACACAGUUGAUUUACUGAAAUUGUUGGUAAGAUCUGAGAGGUUCUUAAGUCCUGAUGUCACAAAGAAGUUGCAUGAGUUGCUACUGAAGCUUCUGUGUGAACCUAUAUUUAAGCAUGAUUUUGCGGAAGUAUUCACAGCGUAUUACCCUGUUACUGUUUCUGAGCUUCUUAAGACAUCUAGCUAUGAUUUUCAUAAUUCUCUAGUGAUGAAGUUUUCUGUGCACAUUUUUACUGUGCCAACACUGGCCCCACAUCUUGUAAAGGAGCGUAAUCUCUUGGUUGUGCUGUUAAGAUGUCUGGGGAAGAUUCUCUUUUCUUGUUGCGGAAAUGAUGGCCGUAUUCAGUUUAGCAUGUGGCCAGGUGUACACAAUCUAUGUAUCCGUGUCAUGACAGACAUUAAUCAUGUUCUAAGCCAUUCUGAUCUACUAAAGUAUGUGACUCAUGAACGAUUCGACACUGUCAAAGAUUGGUUGCAAAUUAUGUCUUUAGUGCAAGGCAUGAAUCCUCAACAACGAGAAAGAACCAACUUUAGAGAAGAUGUAAAUGCUGAGCUACCUUUUAACAUGUGCAGUUAUAUUGCCAAAAUUCAUUUUCUUUUAGUAAAGGGUAGUUUCUCUGGUUCUGACCAUGGUAGUGAAGAGAUGGAUGAGGCUUCUUCUGAGAGAGUGAAAAAAGACACUGAUGACGGAUAUAGUAAAAAACUAGCUGAAGUUGGAAGGCUUUCUGGUGAAGCUUCAUCACAGAAGUUGGACGCAAAUCAAGAUUUUGAAGUUUUGCCUUCUGUCUUACAGUUGGCUUUUGAGACAACAAAGGCUAUAGACUGUUGGUUGGCAGAGAGUAAUCUUGUUUCUCAUGUCACUAGCGACAUUUCAUAUUGCAUAUCCGCAUUCAAGGAGGCCUCAUUUAAUGUCAAAAAGGGGGUGUACACUUCAGGCUCAUCUGAUGUCUCCUCAGGGAGUACACUUCAGACACUGACACAUGACUGCCCAGUUAAUACUGGGGAUGUGGAUAAGGAUGUGAAUUUCUUGGAAUCAGAAACAUCUGUUGAUAAAGAUGCCUUGUCUUUGUUGAGUUUAUCUGUUUGGCCAGAUAUUGACUACGAUAUAAGCUCACAGGGGAUAUCAUUACAUAUGCCCUUUCAUGGAUUGCUGUCUUUAAUUUUGAAGCAGGCUCUUAGGCACUAUUAUGGAGACUUUGUACUGACAAAUAAGGAUGACUUCACAUAUCUGAAUCCUUUAUCCGACCACCUUGAUUUUUUUCAAAAAGUACUUAGAGGCUGCCAUCCAUACGGAUUUUCUUCAUUCAUGAUGGAGCAUCCUCUUCAAAGCAGGGUAUUUUGUUCCCAGGUUCGUGCUGGGAUGUGGCGGAAAAAUGGCGAUUCUGCUAUAUUAAUGUAUCAUCGAUAUCACUCUAUUCGCUGGUCUAAUCAAGAGUCGGAGCUUGAUCUAUUUUUGCUGCAGCUAUGUGCUGCUUUUGCUCCAGCUGACCUAUAUGUAACAAGAAUCUUAGAACGUUUUCAAUUGUCCAAUUACCUUGCUUUGGAUCUCAAGCAUGUUAGUGAGUAUGAAUCUGUUUUAAUGCAAGAAAUGCUCACUCUAAUAAUACAGAUAGUCAAAGAGAGGCAAUUGUGUGGACUAACAACAUCUCAGAGUCUGCAAAGAGAACUGAUCUGCAAGCUUGCAGCAGGUGAUGCUACACAUAGUGAGCUUGUCAAGGGUCUACCUAAGGAACUAUGUAAACUGGAUCUGCUACAGGAGGUCUUAGAUAAAAUUGCUUCAUACUCCAGUCCAUCAGGAUUAAAUCAGGGGAAGUACUCUCUACGAAUGCCAUAUUGGAAAGAACUGGAUCUGUAUCAUCCAUAUUGGAAACCGAGAGACUUGCAGGUUGCUGAAGAAAGAUACUCUCGAUUUUGUGGGGUUUCUGCCCUGAGUACUCAAUUGCCAAAGUGGACAAACGUCUAUCAUCCAUUAAUUGGAAUAGCUAGAGUAGCUACUUGCAAGACUACCCUCCAGGUUAUUCGGGCUGUCCUCUAUUAUGCUGUCUUUACGGAUAGAUCAGCAAAAUCCUCUGUCGUUAAAGAAAACAGAUCAGCAGAAUCACGUGCUCCCGAUGGGGUACUUAUAACUGCGCUGCACUUGCUUUCGCUAGCUUUAGAUAUUUGCUCUUUACAGAAAAAAUCUGGCCAUAUAUCUACUCAUGAUGGGGAUUGCUUUCCGUUGCUGUUUGUUGCAACAGAGGAAAUUGAAGUGGGGUUGCAUGAUGAAUCUGGUUGCCCGAGCUUACUAUUACUUCUGGUCAUGUUGAUGAGGAUGCACAGGAAAGAUAACAUGGUCAGCUCAACGGAAGCAGGGAACUUCAAUAUUUCUUCCUUUGUAGAAAUUCUUCUGAAAAAGUUUGCUGAAUUAGACUCAAAAUGCAUGGUGAAACUGCAGCAGUUUGCUCCUGAAAUUGUUAAUUACAGAACUGAUGAUAUAGUGGAUUUAAGUUCAGCUUCCGAUACAAAGAAGCGGAAGAUGAAAGCCAGGGAAAGACAAGCUGCCAUUUUGGCAAAAAUGAAAGUUGAGCAAUCUAAAUUUCUAGCAAACUUGACGGGUUCAGCUGAUACUGAGUCUGAUCAUUCUGGCUUUGGGAAUGUGAAACAUGCUUCUAAUGUACUGCAAGAGACACAAGUUUGUUGUCUUUGCCAUGAUUCCAAUUCUGCAAACCCAGUAUCUUUCCUUAUUUUACUUCAGAAAUCUAGGAUUGUAAACUUUGUUGACAGAGGUUAUUCUGCAUGGGACCAAGGCUGGCAUUCUGAUGGGUUGGAGAGCUCUGUAAAAGCAUGUAUGGAAAAGGAUCCUCUUGCUAGUAGUGGUUCUAAUGCUAUCUCUGUGGAGAGUUUACCAUCAUCUGAGUUGUUGCCAUUAGUUGAAGGUGCAAUAGAUGAGUUUGCUGCACAGGCUCACCCUGAAGAACUUAAUAAUUUUGUAGUUUUUUGUAAGUCUAAGUUUCCCGAGCUUCAAAAAACAAAAAAUCCUGGAAAACUUGCUGAGAUGAGGAAUAAGACUGCAUGCUCCCUUGAGUCUUUAGAGCAAGAUCUGUUUUUAUCUAUUUACAAAGAGAUUAGUUGUAAUGACAACUCUGGUUUUACGAGCGAUGGUGAAAGAAUCUCUACUGCAGAAGAUACUACAAAAUCAUCAAACCAGGUCUCUCUGUUGCUUGGAAAAUACAUAGCUGCUCUCACCAAACAGUAUAAGGAUACUUCACAAAACAACAACAUAUUUCCUUCUUAUGAUGGGUUUGGCCCCUUAAAUUGUGAUGGGAUUCAUAUUUCCUCUUGUGGCCAUGCAGUUCAUCAGGGAUGUCUUGAUCGUUAUUUGUCAUCAAAUGAAAGACUUAUCAGCAGACGAAUGGUAUCUGAAGGCAGACUUAUUGAUGAUUUGGAUCAAGGCAAGUUUCUCUGUCCUGUAUGUCGCCGCCUUGCAGAUUCUACACUACCUGUUGUACCAGAUGAUUCUCAUAAUGUUUGGGAGCAGCCUACAAAUUUCAAUAUCCCUUCAAUGCAUUCUCUUGGCUCUUUGACUGCAUCAAAGCAGGAGUGUGGUUCAUUGCGGCUUCAAUAUGCCUUGUCUAUGUUACAAACUGCAGCUUCUACUGUUUCGAGAAGUGAUAUGCUGAAGGCUUUACCUAUGCAGAGAAAUACAAGUAUCAGCCCUAAUCUUGAACCUGUCUUCCAAUUGCUAACUGGAAUGAGUUUUCCAGGGAAACAAGACGUUUUCUUAAGAUCGGGGAGAGCGAGCCCUUCUGUUCUUAUGUGGGCCACUCUCAAGCAUUCACUUGUAUCAACAGAAAUUGCAUCUCGUUGUGAAAAGAGCUCUCUAAGUGCAAGAAAAGGCCUUAGCUCUUUGGAUGAUGAAUAUAGGUCAUCUUGUGGGUUUAUACUGCCAAUGCUGUUAAAAGUCAUCCAAAGCACUAGAAGCACACACUUGCCUGAUUUGCUUGUAAGGUUUAGAGGCCUUCAACUCUUUUCAGCAUCCAUUUGCUCUGGCAUUAACAACGAUAAGUGCCCAGAGGGAGCAAUCAGUGGAGAAGGAAAAUUUUUGUGGAUAUUAAAACAUGCAAAUGGGGAGAUGGCAUAUCCUGAUAUGCAAUUUUGGGAUCAAGCUUCACACCCUGUUCUUAUCCAUGAUCCUUUCUCAACAUUGAUGUGGGUUCUAUUUUGCCUUCCCUCUCCAUUCCUGUCAACACAAGACUCUUUCUUAUCUCUUGUGCAUGUCUUUUAUGGUGUCUCUAUCAUUCAGGCUGUAUUCACAUACUGUUCAUACGCACACCGCAACGUGAAUGACUUAGGAUUCCAUGAUUGCCUGAUUGCUGAUAUAGCCAAGCUAGCUGAAAAAUCUGUCAUUACAAAGCAGAUUUUCAUUUCAAAUCAUGUCGAUCCGUCUUGUCAUGUCAAAGAUGUGAUUGAUAAUUUAACCUUACCAUAUCUCCGAAGGUGUCUGUUGUUACAGAAACUUCUCAAGUGUUCUGAAAUUUCUCCUUCCCCUUCAUGGGUCGAUGACUUUGAUAAAUCAAUAGGUACCUCUGAUUGCCAGGAGGAUGCUGGUAUGCUGGGGAAUAGGGAUGAGACAAAGGAAUUACGCAAUAUUUUUAGAAUUCCUCCACUGGAUAUUGUUCUUAAAGAUGGAGGUCUACGUUCUAUGAUGUUUAAAUGGUUUCAUCAUUUUUCUAAGGACUUUGAGGAUCAAUGUGUUCACCGUACUCUGUAUUCAACUCCAGCUGUUCCAUUUCAGCUGAUACGUCUUCCUGCUGUUUACCAGGAUCUUGUGCAGAGGUAUAUAAAAGUUCCAUGUCCAAUCUGUGAGACUGUGCAAAAUGAACCUGCUUUGUGCCUUUUGUGUGGUAGAUUGUGCUCUCCAGCCUGGAAUUCUUGCUGCAGUGGAAGUGAAUGCCAAGCUCAUGCAAUGUCAUGUGGCGCUGGGACUGGGGUGUUCCUUUUAAUUAGGAAAACAACAAUUUUACUUCAGCGAAAUGUACGCAAAGCUCUUUGGCCUUCGCCUUACCUUGAUGCAUAUGGUGAAGAGGAUGCUAAAAUGCGUAGGGGCAAGCCACUGUAUCUAAAUGAGGAGCGGUAUGCUGCUUUGACGUACAUGGUGGCUUCUCAUGGCCUUGAUCAAAGCUCCGAAGUUCUUCGUCAAACAACUAUUGGUCCCUACUCCUUGGUUUAAUUCUCAGAAAAAGCUCUGGUUGUGUGAUGAGCUGACAUGAAAAGCGAGAACGAUGUAUAGGAGAUGAAGACUUCGUUGAUUCCCUGUCCACACCUCAAACCCUGAUUACAACAAACUUAGUUUUGACCUGCAGCGCCCUUGUAAAACUCAACCAUGUAAAUACUCGUAUUUGAUUACAACCAUUGAAGAAAGGGAAAUUCUUGUAAGAUAUAUGCCUGUACGUAAUUGUAUACGAAGUAUGUUAUUGGCAAACUUGUAAAUAAUUGCAAAGUUUUUGUUUUUGUUAAAUUGUGAUUUUUGAUAUACCACAAAUUGUGAUUUUUAUGUACAAAUUUGAUGUUUGGUAUAACAUUUGAUUUGAAACAUAAAACAUAUGGAGUACAAAGUAUUAAUCCUUAUACGUAGUCAUUCA
Molecule: messenger RNA, 6696 nt
Organism: Chenopodium quinoa (quinoa)
Lineage: Eukaryota; Viridiplantae; Streptophyta; Magnoliopsida; Caryophyllales; Amaranthaceae
Product: E3 ubiquitin-protein ligase PRT6-like
Biological process (GO): protein ubiquitination; ubiquitin-dependent protein catabolic process via the N-end rule pathway
Cellular component (GO): ubiquitin ligase complex; cytoplasm
Molecular function (GO): zinc ion binding; ubiquitin protein ligase activity
Source: RefSeq, a predicted model, not a curated record